Messenger RNA from Copidosoma floridanum, 1121 nucleotides. RefSeq names its product calmodulin-lysine N-methyltransferase. The record is from RefSeq and is a predicted model, not a curated record. Lineage: Eukaryota; Metazoa; Arthropoda; Insecta; Hymenoptera; Encyrtidae. Gene Ontology annotation, cellular component: cytoplasm. Gene Ontology annotation, molecular function: calmodulin-lysine N-methyltransferase activity.
GCUAAAUGACGGUAUGACGUAUAAAGAGGUUUGUCAUAAGCUCGUCGAAAAAGUGUCAAAAAAAAGAGAAAAAAAAAACAAAAAAAGAGCUCACCGAAGUUUAGGCAUAUGGCAGAGCGUACCAAUGCACAAAAGCGUUGGAAACUGCUAGCACGGGCGGUUAGUCACUUAUUCAAGCCACACGAAAGAGAACUGUUGGAUGAGAAUAAUGGUAUCUCUAUUCAGAGCUUCACUUCUUUUAAAUUAUUACAACUGGAGAGUAUCUGCCUGAAGAGUGAGUCUACAAGUAGAUCUUGGUGGCUGUACAGCUGCUUUGUGUGUAAUAAGCACUGCGAAAUACUUGUCAGCCAUGUCACAAAACUCUUCGCACCCAGUGAGCUUGUGGGCUUUAACAAUACUGGCAACAUCUGUGUCUGGCCGUCUGAAGAGUGUCUUGCUUACUAUCUUCUUAAGAGACCGGAAAUUUGCCGGGGUCGCAAAGUGCUGGAGCUUGGGGGUGGCAUGAGCUGCCUAGCGGGUGUACUAGCAGCCAAGUACUGUGGUCCAAGUUCAGUUAUGCUAACUGAUGGUAACGGGACAAGCGUAGACAACAUCAGAUGUAUCAUUGAAAGAAAUGGCAUGACCGAUCUCGUCAAAUGUUGCAUCAUUCGAUGGUCCAAGACCCCCAAGACAUUACUAUGGAACAACAAUUUCAGCAAUAAAAAUUGCUUGAAUCAGGAGGAGUCAUACGAAGUAAUUAUCUGCGCAGAUUGUCUGUUUUUCGAUGAUGUCAGACUUGACCUUGUUGACACGAUUUAUGGCUAUUUGACUGACGAUGGAGUCGCCCUAGUAAUGGCACCAUAUCGAGGUGAAACUUUCCACCACUUCAUCAAAGCAGCAAUACAACGUGGCUUUGUUGCUCAUCAGAUAAAGCGAUAUGAUAGUGAAAUUUGGUCUCGGCAUAUUAAACUUCUCAAAACAAAUCGUGACUACUGCCCUGAUCUUCACUUUCCCUUACUACUUAAAAUGUCUAAGCAAAAAAAUUAACUAGUCUAGUUUUCGGUUUUUAAAGCUGUACGAUUAGGAAAAUCUGUAAUUAUGAGCAAAAAAUUAUGUAAAUAUACUUAGAUAUUUAGCUUUAA